AUGGUGGAGAUUCGUGGGAGAUUCAAGAGAACUGAGUCGGCUUUCAACGUGGCGACGGCGAAGGCACGUCCGAAGUGUGAAAAUAGCAGCAGAAGCUAUCACUCACCGAAGGACACGGCGGAUCUUUGGGAUUUGGUUGCCUCGUUUAUUGAAAUGCAGGGAGAAAAGAAGAGUCCGGAAGAGGAAUUGGAAGGUUCUUCGGACAACGAGUACGAGGAUGUUAAGGAAAGGUUACGGAAGCUUCGAGAAGGUUUAUCCGUCGGCGAAGAUCGGAUGAAAAUAAUGGCCGCGACGGAGGCUACCGGAAAGUUCGUCGGAGAUAUUCUUCGACAUGGUUUUCCCAAGCGUCAACUGAUGGUUCUUCGUGACAAGGGCUUUGAUGCAGGUCUUUGCAAGUCACGGUCGGAAAGAUUCAACAACAACACCGCCGGAAAAUACGAGUACGUCGACGUUCGUUGCGGCGGAGAUUAUAAUCGUUAUAUUGUUGAGACAAAUCUCGCCGAAGAGUUUGAAAUAGCCAGGCCAACGAAGAGAUACACCUCCAUAAUAAGCCAAGUGCCACGGGUCUUCGUGGGAACUCCGGAAGAUCUGAAAAAGCUCGUGAAGAUCAUGUGCCAUGAAAUGAGACGGUCGAUGAAGCAAGUGGGGAUACACGUGCCACCAUGGAGGAGAAAGGGUUACAUGCAAGCUAAGUGGUUCAGUUUUUAUUAGCGAACUUCGACGACGACGAAUCACGAAAUGGUUGAUAAUAUAUAG
Molecule: messenger RNA, 756 nt
Organism: Brassica oleracea var. oleracea
Lineage: Eukaryota; Viridiplantae; Streptophyta; Magnoliopsida; Brassicales; Brassicaceae
Source: RefSeq, a predicted model, not a curated record